AUGGCCCUGCAGUUGCUGGCUCUGACCUUUCUCCUGGUCCUCGUCCCUCUGCUGGGAGCACAGGCACAAGAAGAUACUGGUCCCAAGACCCAAGGAGUACCCCGGGAAACAGAAAUGUGCCAAAAGCCCUCAUGGGACACAAGACUCCGUCUGGCACCAAACCAGGAGGAGUACAGGAGGAACGAAGAAGUGAUGCUGAGCUGCCCUGAGGGUUUACAUCCAUCUUUCAGCCACAUCAAAUGUUCAAGAGAAGUCCAGUCCAUCAGCACUGGGAAACCUGUGUACAGAGAAGUUUGGAUGGGAAAGGGCACGGGAGGUGCCUGGACCCACAUUCUCUCCAAGGUGGAGUGCGUGGAGGCCUUCCAGGUUGUGCCUGGGACCUUGGAGGUUUCCACCACCAGCAUCAAACUGAACUGGACCUGCAGUCUGCCUGAUGCCUGCCAGCGUAUGCAGGCCACGUGCAGGCUGGCAGGGCCUUCCUCCUCUUCGUGUGAUGCUGAGGAGGUCACGGCACAGGAGAUGCUGCGCGGCCAGAAGGGAACAUUUACCUGUCCCCCUCUGCAACCCUUCACGGACUACAGUGUCACCAUCUCAGUGCCCCCCAGCUCAAUCCUGUUCACACGGCUCCUGAGGACAAAGGCAACAGUGCCCGAGAAGCCGGAGCGGCUGUGGCUGGAUGCCAGCACGGGGACGCUGCGGUGGCAGGCGCUGCCCUCCUGCAAAGGGGAGAUCCUUGGAUACCAGCUGAACGUCACGGCCAGGAGCGCACAGGAUGGCAGCUUCCUUGAAUUCCAGCAGGUGACAGUGAACAGCUCUGUCACCCAGUACACGCCACCUCGUCAGAUGCCGGGGAGCAAAUACACGGUGACAGUCCAGGGCGUGACGGCCGCUGGUGCCGGCGAUGCAUCCCACCUGGAAUUUCAAGCCUAUGUCUCGGAGCUCCAGUCCUAUGAAAACUCGGACCAUUACUGUGUGAUCAAGGAGAGAUUUCUGGCUGAAGAAGACGCAGGUAGAGGUGGCUGGGCUGGAGAGCGACCGUCCCUGUCCCUGUGCAGGACCUUGGAAGACCACAGUGGGCGUAAGAGAGCAGAGAUCGCAGGGAGGACGACCCCAGCUUAG
Cygnus atratus (black swan) is the source of this 1119-nucleotide messenger RNA. RefSeq lists its product as uncharacterized. Gene Ontology annotation, molecular function: protein binding. The record is from RefSeq and is a predicted model, not a curated record. NCBI's taxonomy places the organism in Eukaryota, Metazoa, Chordata, Aves, Anseriformes, Anatidae. The coding region runs from base 1 to 1119 and encodes 372 amino acids. The transcript is spliced from 7 exons.